AUGUGUCUACGACUUCAGCAGUCAACGUUGACCUUGAGGAGUGACGAGCCAGCGCUCGUCAGUUGGCCAAUCAGCUGCGGGCUAGGUCUGGUCGCCGUUGCAGCGUCUAACUGGAGAAGGCUGUGGUGCAGGUGUGGUGCACGGUUCAUUUAUGUCAUGGAAUUGCCCGAUGUUUACUAUUCAAAGAACCGUUAUAUUGAAACAACCAGUGGAAACAAAGUCAGUCGACAAUCUAUAUUGUGCGGAAGCCAAAAUAUCGUUUUGAACGGGAAGACCAUCAUAAUGUCGGAUUGUAUUAUUCGUGGCGACUUGGCUAACAUCCGUAUAGGACGACACUGUGUCAUCGGUCGUAAGGCCGUGAUCCGACCUCCCUUCAAGAAGUUCAGCAAGGGUGUCGCUUUCUUCCCUUUGCACAUUGGAGAUAAUGUGUUUAUUGAAGAGGAUUCAGUUGUGAACGCAGCUCAAAUUGGAUCAUAUGUACACAUAGGCAAAAAUUGCGUAAUUGGUCGGCGGUGUGUGCUAAAAGACGCGUGUGCUAUUAUGGACAAUACUGUUCUUCCUCCUGAAACGGUUGUUCCCCCGUUCACGGUGUACGGAGGCUCGCCUGGUCGACAGAUUGCAGAAUUGCCAGAAUGCACGCCGGAUCUAAUGACGGAUUUAACUCAGGGUUUCUAUCAUCAUUUCUUGCCAACAAACGACCCCGUCGCCCAGUCCUAAUUUUUCGCUUCUGUGUUUCCGGAUGUGUUUUGGCUACUGCUGUUCACUAAUGGGUGUGUUUUAUCAUCACCACCGGGACACGGUUGUUUCCCAUUCGUUAUUCAUGACGUAUAUCUGUGAUAUGUUACCUAAAUUCAUUAGUCAAUAAAACUGGGUUGUAUUACAGUGUGGUAUUUCUGCGUUGAGGCGUGCCUUCUUUACCUAUACUAUCCGUUGACUAACUGU
Molecule: messenger RNA, 942 nt
Organism: Opisthorchis viverrini
Lineage: Eukaryota; Metazoa; Platyhelminthes; Trematoda; Opisthorchiida; Opisthorchiidae
Exons: 2
Coding region: 1-717 (238 amino acids)
Source: RefSeq, a predicted model, not a curated record